AACCUAAAGACAAUUGGUAGCAAAGUUCAAGGAUUCUCAAGAGCACACUGAGAAAGAGAGAGGGAACAGCAUUCAGGGACCUGGGUUUGAAAGACUGAAAUGAUUGGAUAAUAUAUGUUCUCCACUGUACUCUAAGGAAUGCAAAUUGAAUGCUGACAGGGCUGGCCAGGUAAUUUGAGGGUCUAACAAAACAUUAUUCAAGAAGAAAACAAGUGGAGAGCAUGGCAGAGAGCAAGUCCAGCAUCAGCUCGAAAGGAGGGGCCAAUGUGCUUGCUAAACGGGUGCAGAAACAAUUCAACAGAGCACAGGAGAAGGUGUUGCAGAGGAUUGGCAAAUCUGAGGAGACCAAAGAUGAGCACUUUGAGCAGUGUGUGACGAACCUCCAAUGCCAGCAGGGCAAUGGAUACAGAAUGUACAAGGACCUUAAAGCGUACCUCAACGCUGUCACAGUAAUGAGGGAUGCCUCAGGUCGACUGUUUCAGUCCUUGUUUGAUGCCUAUGAUGAAAAGUGGGAUGGUGCAGAGGAUCUUAGGGCAGUUGUGGAGGAAGAAGAGCAUCAGUGGAACAAUUAUGAGGACAAGCUGCGUGAUCAGGCAUUAAUCACAAUGGAGUCUUACAUGAGCCAGUUUCCAGAUGUCAGGGAAAAGGUGGCCAAGCGAAACAGGAAACUCGUGGACUAUGAUUCUGCUCGCCAUCACCUGACAGGGCUGCAGAAUGCUAAAAAGAAGGAUGAUAUCAAAAUUGGAAAGGCAGAGGAUGAGAUGAACGCAGCAAAGGUGGUAUUUGAUGACAUGAACAGGGAGCUGAAGAUGGAACUGCCUCUUCUAUUUGACAGUCGCAUUGGAUGCUAUGUCACAGUCUUCCAAGCCAUUUGCAACCUCAGAGACAUCUUCUACAAUGAACUUACCAAGAACAAUGAGGUUUUACAGACUGUGAUGAAAGAGCUGAGCACCCAGCAUCCAGACAAGAGCUUUGUCGUGAACAACUUCAACCGUGCUGGUUCAUUGAAGAGAAGGUCAUUUAGAGACACGUUGUCCCCAAGAUCACUUAAAAGCUUUUAUGAUUUCCACAUGAGUUACAACCCCAGGGGAUCUCUAAGGAGAGACAACUCAUCCAGUUUUAGGUCUGACACAUCAACAUAUGGGUCAUACAGCCCUAAGCAGACAAGCCCCACCAGCCUUCAACCCCUUAAUGAGAACGUCUCUGGUGCCAAAGAUGCAAAAGGCAGCCCUAUAAGAUUAGAUUAUCCUACAGAGGAAGGUACCUCGCCCCAUGAGCCACGACUGGAUAACACCAGCUACUCUGAAGAUAAACCAGUGGAGGAAGACAAGAAAGCCAAAAAGAAGGAGUCUUCGCAACCCUCAGCUCAAGAAACGCCAAACGAGGUGGAGUCUUCUGAGGAGGACAGUGAUGAGAGUGAACUGAAACCAAACUCAAAUAUCGCUGAAAGCUCCAAGAUCAAAGAUCAAAACCCACCUGAGAAGCUGGGGAGCGAUGGGCCUUCAGGUGUGGAGAAUGGAAUAACUCAUGACAUUAAAUCAGAAGCUGAGGCUUCAAACAAUGCUCUUACCAAGGGUGACCAUCCGUCAGGAGAGGUGAAGGAGGGAGCGACAACAGAGGCCUCUAAAUAGCAGACAAGAGAGAACACACACUGUUUAUUGGCAAUACACUGGAAUCAGAGGAUGUAAAAUGCUGUAAUCUCUUGUAUUUUUUUUUCAUCCUUGAUCUUUUGAGAUAUGUCUUUUCAGAUAAAUAUUUCAAUUCUGGUUUUAAUUCAAGAACAGCUUCUUUUACAAUAUAAUCACUUUCAUGGAUUGUCUUUUAUCAUGUGGUGGUCUUCCUUAAGGAUUUUAAUCUUUUUAGUCAAUAUCCUAUAUGACAUACAUGUAUCUAAUUGAUCAAAUGAACAAAUGUUUAUAACGUAGGCUGGUUGCAAAUCAUCCAUCAUUAAAUAAAUUAAUAAAAAUUGCCACUCAGUU
Messenger RNA from Cyprinus carpio (common carp), 1979 nucleotides. It is a transcript of the gene bin2a, whose product is annotated as bridging integrator 2-like. Gene Ontology annotation, biological process: podosome assembly; phagocytosis, engulfment; plasma membrane tubulation. The record is from RefSeq and is a predicted model, not a curated record. Lineage: Eukaryota; Metazoa; Chordata; Actinopteri; Cypriniformes; Cyprinidae. The transcript is spliced from 14 exons. The coding region runs from base 222 to 1631 and encodes 469 amino acids. Gene Ontology annotation, molecular function: protein binding; phospholipid binding. Gene Ontology annotation, cellular component: plasma membrane; phagocytic cup; cytoplasm.